Molecule: messenger RNA, 4976 nt
Organism: Betta splendens (Siamese fighting fish)
Lineage: Eukaryota; Metazoa; Chordata; Actinopteri; Anabantiformes; Osphronemidae
Product: adhesion G protein-coupled receptor E2-like
Exons: 25
Coding region: 55-3456 (1133 amino acids)
Biological process (GO): cell surface receptor signaling pathway; G protein-coupled receptor signaling pathway
Cellular component (GO): membrane
Molecular function (GO): G protein-coupled receptor activity; calcium ion binding
Source: RefSeq, a predicted model, not a curated record
AGUGCAGAUGGUGGAUGCUCAGGGCCGAUCAGCAGUGACACUGGACCUGUCGCCAUGAACUUCGGUGUCUCAUCACUUCUUCUCGGCUUCCUCAUACUUCCUCAAACUGCCAGUUAUCCACCUGGCUCUUGUGAUGGAUACACCAACCUAACUCAACCGUGGCGCAACAAAAACUUUGUAACCACGAUCCAGGCCAACGACGACUGGAAUCUCCGGAACCAGUGGUGGCGCUUCACGGGGAUCGGAGGAGACAGGAUCAUCGCAGCCUGUAUUCCGCCCUACUACGGCGGCACAGUGAGCCCCCUUUACGUCCCGUUUGUGUAUCCGACCAGCGAUUCUGCCACGCCGACCACUGGCACUGCGUAUGGUAUCUAUACGAAUUGUCAAGAUUUAUCUGCAAGUAUAAACGUGGUCAUGUGUCCAGGAGGAUUCUACAUCUAUCAGCCCUUCACCUUGAACUAUUACGUCACAGCUGGAUAUGUAACUUACCACUAUAACUGUCAGACAGAUUCUUGUGGACCCAACGCCAUGUGCUCUGCUGACGGAGGCUGCGUGUGUGUCCCUGGGAUGGCAAUUCCCUACGGUUACUGGCCGGAUUCGUCUUCAUAUGGUUGCUCCGACAUUAACGAGUGCCAAGUAUCUGGGAUCUGUGGCCCCGCCUCCGUUUGUGCCAACACCAUUGGAUCGUACAUCUGCAGCUGUCAGACCGGAUACAUCGCCACCAAUUCGUCCGCACCGCCGGGGAGCACCAACCCAUGCACAGAUAUCAAUGAAUGCCUGGUGGUUGUCUGUGAAAAUGGGCAGUGUGUCAACAACCCAGGAAGUUACCGGUGCGCUUGCUACCAAGGUUACCAAAUCAACACUACAGCACCAACUGUUUGCCAAGACAUAGACGAGUGCCUGAACACAGCAAUUAACUGUGGCCCCUACGCCAACUGCACCAACACUCUUGGAUCCUUCACCUGCACCUGCCUGGUUGGAUUCAUUGCAACGAACCCGACUGCACCGGUGGCGUGGAACAACCUGUGCUUGGACAUCGACGAAUGUCUCCAGAGUCCGAAUCCCUGUGGACCUGGGACGUGCCUUAACAACCCAGGAAGUUACUCAUGUGCCUGCUACCAAGGCUACUUCCUGAACCCAGACCUUAUACCUCAAUGCCAAGACAUUAACGAGUGCCAGACGACACCAGGAAUCUGUGGGCCCUAUUCAAACUGCACCAACACCAUUGGAUCAUACGGCUGCACCUGUCUGGUUGGAUUCACUGUAACAUAUUCAGGCAGCCCACCUUCACCGGCCAACCCGUGCAUAGAUACUGAUGAGUGCCUGCAGACUGGAAUGUGUGGGCCCUAUUCAAACUGCACCAACACCCUUGGAUCCUACCUGUGCAGCUGCCUGGUUGGAUUCAUUGUAGCCGAUUCAACGAUACCACCUGCACCCGCCAACCCGUGCACAGAUAUUAACGAGUGUCUUGAAAAUAUUUGUGGAAGUGGGCAGUGCUACAACAACCCGGGAAGUUACGUGUGUGUUUGCUACCAAGGCUACCAAGUGGUGCCUGAUGCGACGCCAGUUUGCCAAGACAUAGAUGAGUGCACUCAGCAGCCUGGUAUCUGUGGUGCACAAGCUUUGUGCGACAACGAACCCGGCACCUUCUGCUGCUACUGUCCCAGUCAGUUCUACCCUUCGACCGGCGUCGCCUGGGUUUUGGGCACCACCGUUUGUAAAAAUCUUAACACACUUGUACAGAACACUGUGCCUCCAAAGGGUAAGACAAAACAGAGGGCUUUCCUUGAUCAACUGGAUCAAGAUGUUGAAAACAACGUGAAUGUCGUACCAGCAGCGACGGUGGGCGGCAUGGUGGCUGCGUGUAUGGUACUGACCAGCCUCCUUCCAGGUCCGGAUCAUAUUCUGUCUUGCAUGUCUGUAUAUUUAGAGCUGUUGUUGUUGCAGAACGUGGGAGCCGCUAACGUGAGCAGUGAAGGAGACGGAGAGACUGGGGGUUUAAUUCUGAACAUCACUGAGCGCUUGGUGGCGUCCAUGGUCUCCCUGCCGUACGCCUCCACCACGAUGCAUCUGCAGACCCCAUUCAUGGAUUUGAGCUUGGUGACCAUUGGGCCUGGAUAUAAGUAUGGGGAAACAAUCAUCCUCUACUCCCAAAACAAUUCCAUGGAGAUCAACUUGUACGAUACAUCCAGGGCCAACGACGGCAAGAAUGAAGAGAACUGUUCAUUUACACCCCCAGGUUUUGCAGGAGCUGGUUUUUGGACACUGAAUGGGAUAGACACUCUCCUCAGCAAACAGUACUUCAAAUCCCAGACAGAGCCUGAAAUGUUCUCGGCUGUUGUGUCUGCACUGUUACUGCCCCUUAACAACGCCCAUCUCACCCAGCUCGUCAACUUUACCCUCCAGCAUAAGGAUUUUCAGCAAAUCCCACAGUACGGGACAGUGUCCUGUGUGUACUGGGACGAUGGGAGGCAAACUGGUAAAAUGCAGUGGGCGACAGAGGGCUGCUGGCCUACCUACUCCAAUGAGACCUACACUGUGUGCAGCUGUUCACAUCUGUCCACGUUUGCCCUCAUCAUGCAGAUCGGGGAGCCGCCGCCUGAUAAUCCUUUCAUCGACUGGCUGAACCGCGUGUGUGUGACCAUUGGACUCUUCUUCCUCACUCUGGCCAUCAUCACCUUCCUCCUGUGUAGCUGGAACCCCAAGAUUAACAACACGGCCCGCCUCCACCUCUGUAUCAACCUGGCCUUGUCUCAGCUUCUAAUUCUGUGGGAUAGUAACUAUCUGCAGGAUAAGCUGGCCUGUAAGGUCAUGGCUGGGCUCCUUCACUUCUUGGUCAUCGCCAGCUUUGUGUGGAUGCUCCUGGAGGCGCUGCAGCUUUUCCUGCUCGUCCGAAAGCUCACCAAGGUGCAGGUGAUUCAGCGCGACGGGCUGCCCCGGCCCCUGCUGUACGCGGUCGGCUACGGGGUUCCGCUGGUGAUCGUGGGCGUGUCGGCGCUGGUGUAUUCUGACGGAUACGGCGCGACGGCGGCUAAGGCGUGCUGGCUCAUGACCGAGAGGAAUUUCAAUUGGGCUUUAACAGGACCUGUGAUUGGUCUUCUUGCAAUGAACUGGGUGGUGUUCUGUGCCACUCUAUGGAGUCUUAGACCCACAUUGGCCAACAUGAAAAGUGACGUUUCUCAAUCCAAGGACACCAGAUUGAUCAUGUUCAAGAUCCUGGCCCAGUUCGUCAUUCUGGGCUGUACCUGGGUUCUGGGCCUCUACCAGACCAACAUUUUCUUUGAGGUCCUCUUCAUUAUCCUGAACUCCCAGCAGGGAACUUUCCUCUACAUUAUCCACUGUCUUCUUAAUAAAGAGGUGCGGGAGGAGUACAUACGAUUCUUGACGUCUUUAAGCAAAGACGGCUCUGUGAAAAGUGAACUCACGGUCUCUGAGGACUUGAGCAAAGCUCAUUAAAAGAUGGAGGAAGAAACAGAAUCCCGUGUCUACACAAGGUUUAAUGGAAAAUAAACAAGACACAUUUGAUUCUGAGCAUCUGAGGACUGAACGUUUUUAGUUGAACUGUGUAUAGUGAGUUACAAAAUGUUAGUCUAUCUCUGUUAAGUAGUUUGGAAUGUGUUAGUUUCCAUCAGUGUAAAAUAUAAGAAUGUGUGAAGUUUUACUAUUUCACGUCCAAACCAUGUUAGAGCUCUGUUGUUUUUACAUUAUUUCUACCCUGUUUUGGUAAAUGAUGGAGAAUUAGCUCAGAUCAGAUGAAGAUUUGUUGGAAUUGCCUCCUCCUACAUCAUUUGUUUGGGUGUGGGAGCUUUUAAAAACAUCUUAUUGCCUUCACAGUCUUCAUUUUCUUCUCCUUUUCAUUUGUAUCAUAUUUACAUGAGAGCCAGGGCACUGACAGCUCACGCUUUACAAGACAAAUUGAAGGGAUGAACAAAGUUUGUAAAGUUCCCUGCUGUCACCUCAGGUGGAGUCGGACUGACAUGCAGUGGACACAAACACGCAGAGUCCCGCUGACGUGAAAAUGACGCCACCUGUUACAGAAAUGCGCCUUGAGCCGUUCAUCAUCCUUGAAAGGCAGCACUAAUGUGCACUCUGCUUCUGGCAGAGAGCCAUUUUCCUUUAUAAUCUCUGCUACGUCCUUGGAAUAUAAAUCAGUUUACUUUAUCAUAUUUUUACAGGGAUAAUGCACAUUAAUUCAAUUAUUGUAGUUCUGUCACCACCAUUAAAAUCCUGUGUGCUCUUCUAAUCGCCCCUUCACACAAAACACCAAGUAACUUAAUAAUACACAUUAGAGUUGUUGUACAGUUAUUUAUUUAAUAUUUAUUAUGUAUGUUUUUAUAAUUUAUUGUUUACAGCCAAGUUAAAAGUGGGUUAAAGUAAUUGACGCGGUAGAUUUGCACUUUUCCAGAUUUACUGCAUGGAGACAAUGCUGCAAUACUUCUAUCUCCCUCAAGAUGGCGGCAUUUAGUCGCCCACUGUGUAAUGAAGUAGUGUAUUAAGUAAUAUUGAUCAAUAAUUAGAGAAGUUGUGACGUCACUGUAGCUUUGUAUCUACUUAGUUGCAGCUACAUUUUUUCUGUCAAACCCUGUGUUUCACUGCUCAGCCUUCAGCAUCCUUCCAUUCAUGCUCACGUCUUCAGCAUCUUGUCCUGAUAGUUCAUCUAGAGGCCACCUACCAAUAAAACCUCAACAUCCACAGGUCUGGGAGAUUUUUGUUAGUCAACACUGGUUCAGUAGCUUCACCGGUAAAAUCAAUCCCAUGCUGCUGACACACUUGCUGAUUUUUGUGCACUUUUCCAUAAGAGCCACAAGGUGCUACUAAAGCGCCGCCGUUUACUGACUGAGUGGGUUUAUGGCAGCUGUGGGUUCCAACCAUGAACCAUGUUCAUUUUUUGCGAUUGAUUUCUGCACAAAAUAAUACUAAAACCGAAUCAGACGAUGACUAAGAUGUGGUUUGACAGAAAUAAAACUGAAUGAACU